This is a messenger RNA of Trichoplusia ni (cabbage looper), 1306 nucleotides long. Its product is annotated as ester hydrolase C11orf54-like. The coding region runs from base 211 to 1182 and encodes 323 amino acids. Gene Ontology annotation, molecular function: hydrolase activity, acting on ester bonds; zinc ion binding. The record is from RefSeq and is a predicted model, not a curated record. The transcript has 8 exons. Gene Ontology annotation, cellular component: nucleus. Lineage: Eukaryota; Metazoa; Arthropoda; Insecta; Lepidoptera; Noctuidae.
AUAUUGCUCUUGAAUAAUGCGCACUUCACAGAUAAUACACAAUCAGUGCGCGGCAGUAGCGCUAGGCACACCCCACUCUCACACCGCACACAGCCGGCGCGACCCGCCGCCGCCCGCGCGUACUAUCUCCGAGGUCACGAGAGGUCAACACACUACUAAAUAUCGAGUAGCCAAAAAUCACCAGUACAUACUCCAAGCAGCAAAGCGAACAUGUCGUCCGUCGACUACAACAAAGUUCCCAUCGUUGAGAAACCUCUAUACCAGCCUCCAUUACAAGAAGUCGUAGAUGUGCUGUCCAGUGGGCUGACGAGCACGUUCGAGGAGGUGCAGGUGUCGGUGGCGGACUCGCCGGACCUCACGCAGCCGCCCUACAACCUGACGGCGCCAGGAUUAACGGGUAAUGCAAAGCUAGUGGAGAUCGGCGGGCCGCCGUACCUGCUGCCGCUGGUGCAGCGCGACAAGCUGUACGACCUGGCGGCGCUGGCGCGGCAUCUGCGGCGGCCGCGCGCGCUGCUGGCGGGCGCCGGCGCCGGGCCCUGGCCGCACAUCAGCGUCAACUGCGAGGGCAUUAUAAACCUGAGUAUCCGCGACGGUGUGGUGGACCAGGGCACGCGCAUUGUGUCCGUGGAGCCGGUGGGCGCGGCCAAGGGCCAGAGCGGCUACCUGCAGCGCCGCCUGCCCAACAACGAGACCCGCACCGCACUGCUGGGCAACUAUCUGCUCAGCGAAGGCAAGCCUGGCAAGGUGAUCAAAGUAGUUGCCAAGAAACGGAUUGGACCCUUGAACUUCAUCACUGCCAUCAGAGAGACACUCAAGAAUCAUUACGGUGACAAAGUUGUCGGUCUGGGCGGCAUGUUCAUGCUGCAGGCGGGCAAGGUGAAGUUCCACGUGAUGCCGGACUUCUCGGCCACGGCGCUGUGCUCGGACGCGGACGUGGACGCGUGGCUGCACUACUUCGAGAUGAACGCGCCCAUCACCAACGUCGGCACGCUCGUCACCGGCGACCAUGGCCUGGACCUGCGCGUGCAGCACUUCCACGGGUUCAGCGCGCACGGGUCCGGCGGCCACUACCACUACGACACGACGCCCGCCGACGUGCACUACGAGGGAUACUUCGUGGUCGCAGAGUCCGUUAUCCGCGUGGACGCGCCGCAGGAAACGCAUGUCAUCGGCCGCGACUAACGACGCCAAAUGACUGCCAAAUAAUGGAUGACUACAUUAUAUCCAAGCUCAAAAAAGAAGUUAAAUAAUUUUAGUGCCUACAUGUGACAUAACUUUAAUUUUGUAAAUAAAGCAGUACUUAUUU